This is a messenger RNA of Daldinia caldariorum, 3895 nucleotides long. RefSeq lists its product as uncharacterized. Gene Ontology annotation, biological process: metal ion transport; transmembrane transport. The record is from RefSeq and is a predicted model, not a curated record. Bases 177 to 3755 code for a protein of 1192 amino acids. The transcript has 11 exons. NCBI's taxonomy places the organism in Eukaryota, Fungi, Ascomycota, Sordariomycetes, Xylariales, Hypoxylaceae. Gene Ontology annotation, molecular function: metal ion transmembrane transporter activity. Gene Ontology annotation, cellular component: membrane.
CUUUUUCUUUCAUUCUCUUUUUAUAUAAGAAAAUGAAAAUGCCUUUACCCUAACUAUAUCUCAAAAUAUUAUGUCGUAUGUUAAGGAUAUAAUACUGCAGUAAAAGUGUUUUUCAUUGAAACAUAAAUACGUGACGAGUUAUAUAUUUUUUCGUAUCUGGAAUGUAUACCUAAGAUAUGACGGAUCCGCCACCGAAUCCUAUCCGUCGAACUAGCUCGGUUCCGUUCCCAGACCGGCUGAAUUCUUCGCGACAGCCUUCGUUGCAGCAAUUCGCUGAUGAUGCGCGGCAUGUUCUGCAUCAAGAUCGGGAUCGCGUUUACUUCGUAGCCGAACCCGAGGAGCUUCGUUCAUAUGAACCUGUUGGGGAUGGUCGACAUGGACACGUGCCAGUCUUAUUGCCAGUUGGACGGGUAGGAACAGGAUACGCUCGUUCGCAGUAUGCCUAUUCUCAAUCAAUGCCGAGGGACCCGGCCGCAUCAUCUGAAUUUGCUUGGACUGGUCGAGAUACGCGUGGGCGUCGUCCAACUAAGGAUUCCUCUAUCUCAGAUCAUAACCGGUCCUACGAUCCCAAUAGGAGUGAAAGAGUGAGGGUUAGGUUCGUGGAUCCGUCAGACCGGACGCGCCGCACAUAUUCUCGUUCUUCAUCACGGUCAUUUAGUCCCCCAAGCAGGUCAUAUUCAGGUUCAGAUUCGGAUCCCGGUUCAUAUCCUAGGCAUAAACCUUAUCCCAGCCUUCGGAAUUCAUAUACGAGGGAUCCUGACUCGGAAUUGGACACAGAAGAAGAAGUAGAAGAAGGGUUCGACGAGCUUAUAGGUGGUAAAGUAUUCCAGUUUGUCCCAUCACGAGCCUCGAGGACGCUAGCAAAAAGUGGCCAUAGUACAGAAAGCGACACUUCUCUAGAGAGACCCGAAGAUGGGUUCUCUGGUGCGAGGGGCGAUCCGAAUUUCCCCGGAUCUAGUGAUGUUCUUCACGUAUUUCAAUCUCAAUAUACUGGAGACGCGGUUUCGGACGGAACACAUACUGCAAAGUUGACUGUGAUACACGAUCCUAAGAAGCAACGGCAACCACUUUUCAGAUGGGUACACCUAGAACAGCGCAUGAUGAACCUUGACGAGCUUUCUACCGAAAUUGCACGGAUCCCCGCCAUUACGGAUUCAGAGCGCAACGGAUUUGCAAAACUCCUCGCCGAGGUAAAGAAAACCUCGGUCAAAGUGAGGCCAACAGCGAAGGGGAAUAAUGUGCGACACAUGGACCCGAAGCCUAUUCGCGUGGCCAUUCCUCCCGAUGGGCGUACAAAAGGCCAAGCUUCAAGGUUUGUGACUUGGCUAUGCGUGCCGUACUUUUCGCUCGAGAAGUAUUCGGGACUAUUAUCGGCUAGCACAGCUUCCUCUUUCCCAAUAGAAACUCUACUUCAAUCAGAUUACGCUCGCACUACGCAGGAGCGUGACAUGCAGCAGGCUGUCUGCAAGAAUGGCGAAGUCCCCGAUGGCUACUGCUUCCAUAUUGCGCAGCUGUGGUGCAUCGUGCUAGAUAACACUCUGCUUAUCACAUGCGGUAGGAUGUCAGGCUCGACUUUACGGGGUGACCUUGUACGUAUAGUCAAUGAACCCCUUAAAGAUUCUAUUGGUAAAGGGAAGAAAGUCUAUAUUUCCUAUUACGACACUGUUCUCUGGGAGCUCCCAUUAGAGUCCUGCCUCACUUGGUUUGACUUCUCGAUACACUUCCGCGAGUUCUGGCCCCAGGCGAUAAGGAUCUAUCACCAUGGUCGUGUACUAACAGAGACUGACUGGCCCCGUAUCGUGAACUUGGUGAGAAAUGUCAACAUUAGAGUUAUUCUUGACCUUCGCCUAUGGAUACACCCGUCUCCUCCGGCUGUUGGUGUUUUGAAAUCACUUGAUAAAGAAACCGAAUGUACCGAAGAUGGCGAAUUGGCUAGGAAUGGUAAAGCCAAAAACACAAAAGUCCAACCAGUCCACAAAGACGAUGGUAAAUUCCAUGUAUUCUCAUGGCUGGAGAUUGGUGAAAAUGAGGGCGAUGGUAUUAUGCCAUAUAAUGUCGAACAACUGACUACAAGUCUCCGAGAGAUAGAAGAAUACCUAAUUACAUCUACGGGUAUGCGAGAUCGUAGCGCAUAUCGCAACUGUGAAAUAUCUUCGCGGCGCUCUGUUCAUGCCUACCUCAGUCAAGGAUCGGGCAUCGAAAAGGCCGAAGAAUUGGAUUGGCAGAAGAACGAAUACGAAAAAAGAGUCGAUCUCUAUAACGCGGCAGAUAUCAUCUUUGAUUUCUUUCUACCACAAUAUGUGGAUGAAAGCACACCGACAAUAGGGAAAUUCUGGGGCGCUAUUGACAGCCUAGUCCAGAACACCGAUCAGGACCCGAAUAAUGAAAGCCGAAAAUCAUCACGACGGCAUGCUAUCAAGGCAUAUAAGGCAUAUACUAAUAUGAUCCCACUCAGAAGUGCUCUUAGAGGACUAACGAGAGGGAUACAAUCAUUUCGGGAUAUUCUAUCUCACAUGUCGACUUCUAUGAGGAGUAAGGUAGAGAUACCCGAUAGUCUCGUCCGUGCUUGGUUACAUCUAGUCAUGGCACUGAUUCAGGCAUCACAAAACGAAGAAGCUUGGAACGAAAACAUGAAUGUCUCAGAGGCUUUGAUACGAAGAGGAAUGAACCAAAUUAUGGACGAAUUACCUACGGAAGACCUGCUCUCCAGUUCCGUCCUCCAACCGAUGGAGCUCGUCACAUUAAUCAGCUCGAAUCUACUCAAAGACUCUACAGGGAAGUAUUCGAGUAUCAAUGAUACAUAUUCCGAUUAUUUGAAAGGUCUAGAAAACGAAAUUACUGCCAACAACUCCGAUCGGUCGCAUCAGUUCCGCAUCACUCUUUUCAGACAAGAAGUCGCCGUGAUUCGCCGAGUGAUCGCAUCGCAGUUGAACGUUGUCGACGGCAUGACUGUGCCUCAGAGACCAAGUUGGGGCGACCAAACCCGCAGGGAGAGGAAGAUGCUAGAGGAGGCGCGCGAGAAAUUAAAGCCCGAGGCUGCGAGGAUUCGAUCGGGAUCCUCUGAAAAGCAAGGUGCAACAUACGUGGACAAGCUCGACGGGUACGAUAGUUAUAACCAUUAUUACAAUAGCUACCCUAGAAGCGUAUUGGAUCCCCCUGGCGCUCACUUCAUGCCAGUCAGACACCCUGACACCUUCUCCAAGCUGACAUCUACCGACCCUGGCGGUUUCAGGGAGCUCCUCGGUCGCGAGUGCAAGUCCUGGUUGGAGCGUAGGAAUAUGGAAUUCUUGGAGCUCGAGGUCGAAGCAUCACGGCUCGAGAUGAUGAAUGCCAACAAAAUCGAAGUGACUAAGGAUCGACAGGAAGCAGCGGUCUACGCCUUCACCAUGGUCACCAUUAUAUUUUUGCCACUCAGCACUAUCAGCUCCAUCUUCGGGAUGAAUUCCAGUGACGUGCGUGACAUGGAGCUCGGGCAGUGGGCGUAUUGGGCGGCUGCCUUACCUACGACCAUCGCCGUCAUCAUCAUAGGUCUAUGGUGGAUGGGCGAAUUACAUAACUUAGUCGACUGGGUGAGAGGGCUCCCCUCUAGGUCGACGUCGAGCAGGAGCCAUGCACGAGUGUCGCGCCCAGCUGCAAACGGCGUCAUAUAUUACCCCCAAGGGGAGUAUCCUGGGAGAGACCCGCAGCAGGUGAUGAGACCAUAUAGCCGGGCGGCGCUGGGCCCGCCGGUGCCGCGAACGUCAUGGCGGUACUAAAAGGGUAGUACCUACAAUAUCAUAGCAGCUUGGAUAAGCUGAUAGCUAGGAUAGGAUAGGUCGGAUAGGAGGUAAGUAAGCUUGGAUCCGUUUUUCUCCAGUCUUGGAAGAUUCUCCUAUCUAGAUCGGAUCCGGAAAUG